GAAAAGGGAUACAUCUUCACGAGGCGCAACCAGCUAUAUCUACUUUCCUUUCUCUUUUCUACUUCUUAUAAAUAACAACACACACCACUCAUGGCCACACACGAUGUCCAUCGCGCCAUGGAGGAAUCCAUCUUUAGUUCUUUUCAACACUCACUCCAGAACCCGACUCCGCUCGGCCAACAGAGCUUUAGGUCCAUGUCAGCUUCAGAUCUCAUCUCAAUCCCACCCUCGACAUCCCUCGGGCAUCGGCACCAACCAAGAGGACGUCCGACGUCAACUGCAUCGGACAGUCUUCACCAGCACCUGAUGCACUCCAACUCGCCCGAAGCCGAGGCUAUUGAUCGAUUGUUUGAGAAUCUGCAACGUUACGAAAAGAUGUUGGAAGAUGUGGCCGUAGCCAGCCUAGAUCAAGAAUUCAAGGACGAGCUCCAGCACAUCAAUCAAUGGCUACGUUGUCGAUCCGAUGCUGAGCGGACAGCCGCCCUGUACAGCGUUGUCCAGAAUGCGUCCCAGAUCCAGAUUCGAUUCCUCAUCACCGUGCUCCAGCAACUGGCGCAGGACCCCUUGAACACUCCUGCUGGACAGGACAAAGGGCUGGCCAUCAAUGUGGCUAGCUCAGUGGUGUCCACCGAGAGUGAAUACGAAAUGCGCCGGCGCCAAUUAUACCCCCCCUCACGUCGCCCCUCACGCCCCUCUCUCUGCCAUCGACUGUCCUCUGCGCUCAGCGAACCAGACGACCUGCGCCGUCGCCACGACUUUUUCCCCCGGACCCUUGGUCGCCCACAGGAACUUCUCUAUGAAAAGGCCAUUGCAGCCCGGACCCAGAUUCAAGCCCACACAUCCCUCUCCUGCGCCUUUCCCAGACACCAGCCAUCGCUUUCAACCUCAACAUCUGCAUCGGUUUCUACGUCGAUCUCCACACCUGAAUCAAAGUCACUUUUUGCAGACUGGCCUUUCCCGCUGGCUCGUAAAGAAAGCUCUAAUGUACCUACACCUAUCGGCCAUCCUGUGGAUGAUCCAUGGUCGUUCAAGAAAAAGAAAGACCUCGAUUUGCCUUGGGCACGCACCAUUAAAGAAGACCAAGCCGAAGAAGACCUCCACAAGCCCGCCGCCACAAUCGUAAUCGAGUCCAACGAAAGGCUUCGGAGUGUCAGCUCGUCCGGAUCGCUUCUUGUACCGCCGCCAAGCUUAUAUGAACAGAAUGAUGACCUGAGUGAAAGUGAUGCGUCCUUAACCAGCAAAGACCAGUCGCUGACCGGCACAGCUCGUCGUCGCAAGCGAUCCUCGGCUGCCCGUGCUCUCAAAGACAAAUUGGCUGCCGAAGCAGUUGAUUUUGAGCUAAUGAAAGAUGUACAGAAUUGGUUGAGGAGUCUGCGAUUACACAAAUACGGACAUGCCUUUGUUGGCCUUGAGUGGCAACAAGUUAUACGUAUGACAGACGCUGACAUGUUGCGGGAAGGAGUGAAUACUAUCGGCGCCAGACGAAAGCUGCUCAAGGUGUUUGAAAAUGUUCAACGCCACUGUGAUGAGAACUCUAUUGCAUAUUAAAAGGCAUCUUUUCUUAUUUUACAUUCCUUUGGCCCUAUUCUUGGGCACAAAUACACUCUCUAUUGCUUUUACAGUAUCCAAUAAAACACCGUCCCUUCAUCCUCC
This is a messenger RNA of Phycomyces blakesleeanus NRRL 1555(-), 1653 nucleotides long. RefSeq lists its product as hypothetical. Gene Ontology annotation, biological process: nuclear-transcribed mRNA poly(A) tail shortening. Gene Ontology annotation, molecular function: translation repressor activity; mRNA binding; protein binding. Lineage: Eukaryota; Fungi; Mucoromycota; Mucoromycetes; Mucorales; Phycomycetaceae. The transcript is spliced from 5 exons. The coding region runs from base 91 to 1548 and encodes 485 amino acids. The record is from RefSeq and is a predicted model, not a curated record. Gene Ontology annotation, cellular component: P-body.